AUGAAUUCGAAUUUCUCACUACGAGACGGCUAUGACCUCGCACUAUACGGCAUAUCCGAUGGUACAUUUUAUGGGAUCCACAUUCCCGCAAUUAUAUGCAUCGCCACGAGCUUCACGUGUGCUGUUUUGGCAAUCGUGUUUUCGUUCCGGAGCAAGAGUUACAAGACAUUUUUCUCGCGCUGGUCCAAUAAAGACAGAAUUGUGGUCUACUCCGCGAUAUGCGAUGGGCUUUUCAACAUUGCCCACAUUACGGACCACAUGCAGAUACUUAUUGCAAGAAGCCACGUGUACCCUAGAGGUUUUUGUGAAUUCUACGCAUUCAUUUUGGCGGAAUUUAUCACAGCACAGAUUCUGAUGGUGAACAUCGUAGCCAUCACUGCUUUUGUCUUAGUAAGGUGGGACAAACAUAUUAAUUUCGGUACUAAAGACUGUCGCAUCCUGCUAUGGACAUUUGGCGCUCCGUUUGUCGGUGCAACAAUAGCUGGUGGCCUUGGAAAGUUCGGACCAACCGGAUCAUUCUCGUAUUUUGUUCACUACUGUUCCCGUAGUGGUAACCUUGGCAAUGAACACUGUGCUCUACGUACUAACAUGGCUCAGAAUACGUCAACAGACAGCAAUUAUCAGCAAAACGCUUGGAACCAUGUCUGCGACACAAAAGGCCAGUUUCAGUUCAGCCAAGGCAAUGUCGUUGCUUGUGGCGGCCUUCUUCAUCCAAUGGGGACCAAUGAGCCUGUUCCAAAUCUGGAGUCUGUUCGUGAAAGUGGUUCCACACCCAAUGCAUCAAAUUAUUGUCAUAUCUACAAACACCGGAGGUGCUCUCAAUCUGCUUGUUUUCCUUAUUAUACGACGCCGACAACACGGAGUUGGGAAUUCCAACACAAGAAUUCACCCUACGGCUGUUCAUGCUUCCGGUAGUAACUCGCGGGCUGUGGACAUAAUAAUAAAGUUAAUAUGGAUGUAAAGCUCCCUUUUGCUAUGGCGUAAACAUGUGAUAUGUAUUGUAGCUAUAUAUAUAUGUAGAUGUUGUGAAGAUAGCAUGUAUAUGGUGAUAAUAAACAAAAUAAACUCAAAACAAAAAUCAUGAC
Dreissena polymorpha is the source of this 1085-nucleotide messenger RNA. RefSeq lists its product as uncharacterized. NCBI's taxonomy places the organism in Eukaryota, Metazoa, Mollusca, Bivalvia, Myida, Dreissenidae. The record is from RefSeq and is a predicted model, not a curated record. The transcript has 3 exons. Bases 1 to 915 code for a protein of 304 amino acids.